This is a messenger RNA of Brachypodium distachyon (stiff brome), 2046 nucleotides long. Its product is annotated as F-box/FBD/LRR-repeat protein At5g22660. NCBI's taxonomy places the organism in Eukaryota, Viridiplantae, Streptophyta, Magnoliopsida, Poales, Poaceae. The record is from RefSeq and is a predicted model, not a curated record. The coding region runs from base 120 to 1655 and encodes 511 amino acids. Gene Ontology annotation, molecular function: protein binding. The transcript is spliced from 3 exons.
UGCCGGCUCUUUGUCAGCCCCGAAACAUUUCCCGUCCGCGUACCGUCUCCACUCCCCAGCGCUCGCCACUCGAAAACCCUCGUCCCAACCGCUUCCGGCACCCGACGGCGGCGGCAGCCAUGGACACCCGGGUGCCGCCUGUCCCCAUGGAUCGUGCGAUGGCGGACGAGCUCCGGCGCCGCGGGUGUGACCCGGAGAAAACGGAGCAGGUUUUCGCAAACGUGCUCUCCUACACCCACUACGCCCUCCCGGACCCGCCCGUCUCCGCCGCCGCCCGCUUCUUCGCCCUCCUCCCCCACGACAGUCUCGACCGCGUCAGCCGCCUCCCGGACGCGCUCCUCCGCAACAUCGUCUCCCGCCUCCCCGUCGACGAUGCCGCACGCACCGCCGCGCUCUCCCGUCGCUGGCUCGGGGUCUGGCGCUCCGCCCCGCUCGUCCUCGUCGACGCCGACCUCGUCCCCGCUGGCACCGCGGUCGCGCGCGCCGGUGCGCGGCGCGUCACCUCCGCCGUCUCCCGCAUCCUCGCCGCGCACCCGGGGCCUUUCCGCUGCGUCCAGCUCACCAGCAGCUACAUGGAGGAUUUCCCAGGCCUUCUCACGCGAUGGCUCCAGCAACUCGCCGUCAAGGGCAUCCAGGAGCUCGUCCUCGUUAACCGCCCGUGGCCGCUCGACCUGGUUCUCCCCUCCACAUUCUUCGGCAUGGCCACCCUCACCCGCCUCUACCUCGGCCUCUGGAAGUUCCCCGACACCGCCGGUCUCCCGAGCGCCGCCUCCUUCCCCAACCUCCUCGAGCUAGGGCUUUGCUGCGUCUUCCUGGAGAGCCGGGACAUGGACUUCAUCCUCGACAGGAGCCCUGUGCUCGAGACCCUGUGCAUCCAAGGGAAUCUUUUUAAGAUGCGCCUCCGCCUCAUCAGCCACAGCCUCCGGUGCGUGCAGAUCAUCGGGUCCUUCUUUGAGGAAAUUUCCGUGGUGGACGCCCCGCUCCUUGAGCGGCUGAUCCAUUCGGAAGCUUGGACCCCGGACGACAGCUGCACCAAAGUCAAAAUUGGCCAUGCCCCUAAGCUGCACUUGUUGGGUUACUUGGAGCUCGACCCAGGAAAUCACGUCCUAGAGGUCGGCAACAACAUCAUCAAGGCUGGGACAAGGGCGAGCCCAAGCACCAUGGUACCGAGUGUGAAAAUCCUUGCUUUCGGGGUGCGCUUUGGAGUCCGUAAUGAUGUCAAGAUGAUCCCCAGUGUCCUCAGAUGCUUUCCUAAUGUUGAGACGCUCCAUAUCAAGUCUAAAGAAACUGAUCAACCUACCGGCAAGCUCAAUGUCAAGUUCUGGCAUGAUUCUGGUACCAUCAAUAGCAUCCGGUCACGCAUCAAGCUGCUGGUUUUCCAUGAUUUCCGAGGUGAGCGAAGUGAGCUUGCGUUCCUCAAGUUUUUCUUCGAGAGCGCGUUGGUGCUGAAGAAGGUGGUGAUUGUGUUGGCCAAUGACCAUUUCACUUCAAUGGAUGACGUGCAUUCCAAAGUGGCAAGUCUGCGGUCCAUGAAACGGGCCACUGAAGGCUCCUCGGUGCUGGUUACUGGCUCUUCUGAUCCUGAUGAAGGUUACAUUCGGAGCUUCAAGAGAGGAUCUAAUUUUUCUCUUCACGACCCUUUUGCGAACUACUGAAGUCACAGGUGCCUAUAUAUUUCAUCAUGUGAAAUUGCUCCGCUUGAGAAUAUUUUCAGUUUCUGAAGAUUCACCCCCACUCUUGGUUCUGCUUCCACUUUGUUUAGAAAAUGGGUUCUGCUACCAUGGUUAGCUUAAGUGUCGAAGUUACUAGUACCACUGCUCAUCCACUGGUAAACGCUGUUUCUGGUUGGCAAUUAUGGAGCACCUUAUCUAUGUGUUCAUUUGAUUUCGUUAGCUAGCUGUGAUCUGAUACAGUAGCGCUGCAUUGCACAAUGACUGCUGAACAUGCGUGGCCUGAUGCUUCUGGGAAGUAGUGAUCUGAUCAAAAUCAUGUUCUGCUUACUUUCUUGCUAAUUACCUUUAUAUAUUACAUGGAAUAUUUGCUCCA